UCCAUAGAGUGCUUAAAUUUCAACAAGAAGCCUUUAUGAAACCAUAUAUUGAGUUCAACACCAGCAUGAGACAAAAGGCGAAAACAACAUUUGAAAAGAAUUUCUACAAACUCCUUAAUAACUCUGUCUUCGGAAAGACCAUGGAGAAUCUAAGAAAGCAUCGUUCUGUGGAGUUGGUACAUACAGAGACGCGCUUAAAAAAAGUUUCAGCUAAACCGACAUAUAAAACACAUAGGAUUUUCUCUGAAGAUCUCGUUGGAGUGGAACUUAACAGAAUGAAAGUAAUGCUAAACAAACCUAUUUACAUUGGUAUGACAGUACUGGAUUUAUCGAAAAGAACUAUGUAUGACUUUUAUUACAAUCAUUUAAAGAAACUGUAUGGUGAUAAAGUGCAGUUACAGCUAUCAGAUACUGACUCAUUUCUGUUCCAUUGUGAAACUAAAGAUUUAUUUCAAGACAUGUAUAAUCAUUCACACUUGUUUGAUACAUCUGACUUUCCAAAAGAUCACUUUCUGCAAUCCAACACGAAUAAAAAGGUCAUGGGAAAAAUGAAAAGUGAAACUAAUGAAAAAUGUAUUUCUGAAUACUGUGGUCUAAGAUCAAAAAUGUAUGCCUUUAGCUGUGAUGGUCAAGAAGACAAACGAGCAAAAGGCAUUGCUAAAGUGGUUGUAAAAAAAGAUUUACGAUUUCAAAAUUACAAAGACGUACUGUUCAAUCAUUCUCAAUUAGUUUCACAAAUGAGUUCUAUUCGAAGUCAUAACCAUGAAAUAUAUGUGGAAAAAAUUAACAAAAUAGGACUUUGCUGCUUCGAUGACAAGCGUUAUCUGUUAGAUGAUGGUAUUACAUCACUAGCCUAUGGACAUUACAAAAUAAAAAUAAAUAGUUAA
Mercenaria mercenaria is the source of this 887-nucleotide messenger RNA. RefSeq lists its product as uncharacterized. Lineage: Eukaryota; Metazoa; Mollusca; Bivalvia; Venerida; Veneridae. The coding region runs from base 36 to 887 and encodes 283 amino acids. The record is from RefSeq and is a predicted model, not a curated record. The transcript is spliced from 2 exons.